Branchiostoma floridae (Florida lancelet) is the source of this 1621-nucleotide messenger RNA. Its product is annotated as autophagy protein 5-like. Bases 280 to 1101 code for a protein of 273 amino acids. The record is from RefSeq and is a predicted model, not a curated record. The transcript has 7 exons. Gene Ontology annotation, cellular component: Atg12-Atg5-Atg16 complex; cytoplasm; phagophore assembly site membrane. Lineage: Eukaryota; Metazoa; Chordata; Leptocardii; Amphioxiformes; Branchiostomatidae. Gene Ontology annotation, biological process: cellular response to nitrogen starvation; autophagosome assembly; nucleophagy.
AUCACAUCACUGAUACCUAACACUAAUAUCUGUCCUUGAGAAGCGAAAGCGCAAGAAAGAAUCAUUCCAUUUUCUUUAUUAUACGUUUUCUUUCACUGUGUAUGAAGUCUUUUUCGUUUCCAAUGUUCGAUAUUUUUGUACCGUGUUUCUGAGUGCACCUGUCCUUGCAUAAUUUGACUGUGCCGAGGACAAGCACUUUAUACUUGAUGCUCCAAUGGCUGAGUAUGGAUCAACCGUUAUAAAAACUGCUCGGAUUGGAGGAGAUUUGGGCCAAACACCAUGGCAGAUGACAGAGAAGUACUCAGAGAACUAUGGGAUGGACGACUGCCAAUCAAAUUCAACCUUGCAGCAGAUGAGGUGGCGAGUAUGGAACACCCUGAACCCUGCUAUCUCCUGGUCCCCAGGCAGUCAUACUUCCCUCUAGUGGCAGACAAGGUGCAGAGAUACUUCCUGAAGUACACGGCUAACUCACAAGGGGAGGAGAUGUGGCUGGAGUAUGAAGGACAACCCCUGAAAUGGCACUACCCAAUAGGAGUAUUGUUUGACCUGCAUGCCUCCAGUACAAUGUUGCCCUGGAGCCUUGUGGUGCAUUUUCAGAAAUUCCCAGAGGAUGAACUUCUUCACUGCCCAGGAAAGGACGCUGUGGAGUCUCACUUCAUGUCAUCAGUGAAGGAGGCUGACACGCUAAAACACCGUGGCCAGGUCAUCAACGGCAUGCAGAAAAAGGACCACAAGCAGCUGUGGAUGGGCCUGCAGAAUGAUAAGUUUGACCAGUUCUGGGCCAUCAACCGUCGUCUGAUGGAGCAUGGUGAGGAGAACUGCUUCAAACAUCUGCCCUUCCGCCUGUACCAGGCCGACAAACCCUGCAUACAGCGCCUCUUCCGACCAAUCACAGAGGAGGGGGAGCAGAGGCUUCUGGGAGAUCUGGUCAGAGAAGUGGCACCACAAGUUUUCAACACUGAAGUAGAGGAUACAUCAGGGAGCUGGAAAGUUGUUAUCCAAGGUGUGGAGCCCCCCAUGGAGACCCCUGUUCAGUGGUUAAGUGAACACUUCAGUUACCCAGACAACUUCUUGCAUAUCUGUCUAGUUAACUCACGGUAGAUAUUUCCAUACUUCAUUAAAUAUUCCUGCCAAGAAAUUUUCUGUUUUCACAGUGAGCUCUUCUGGCAAACUCAUUCCACAGUAAGCGUCAAGGAAAGCUCUUUACAAAAUAUAUAUUUGUUGUAAAUAUGAGUGCCAUUAGAACAUAGUACUGUACAGACAAAGUCUUGUGUUUCUUUUGUCCAAUUUGAUAGUGAAAGGUGCAUAUGGAAGCAUGAAUGGUCUCAAAAUAUUUAUAUAUGUACUGUGAGACCAAAUGCAAGGAAGGGUUUAAUGUUCUUUUGUCCUGUGGCGGAUUUUUUUCUUGUACCAAGUGACACACUCAUAAGGCAUUUGCACAAAUAGAACUUCUAAAGAAAACUAUCUAUUAAGACUUUGAUGUUAUACUGUACCAUUAGAUUAGCAUUUCCUUGUGGAAGAAAUCAUUGGUAUUUGUUAUGAAUUUGAUACAUAUAGACAUGUGAUAUACCCAGUAGAGUAUUAUGAUAUUCUUGAUGUAAUAAAGAUUCUCUCCACCAGA